This is a messenger RNA of Cryptomeria japonica (Japanese cedar), 2839 nucleotides long. RefSeq names its product squamosa promoter-binding-like protein 6. NCBI's taxonomy places the organism in Eukaryota, Viridiplantae, Streptophyta, Pinopsida, Cupressales, Cupressaceae. The coding region runs from base 1024 to 2496 and encodes 490 amino acids. Gene Ontology annotation, cellular component: nucleus. The transcript has 3 exons. Gene Ontology annotation, molecular function: DNA binding. The record is from RefSeq and is a predicted model, not a curated record.
UUUUUUGAUCUAUCACACCCUGUAAACGAGUUUGCAACGUCAUGCAGCAUGACGAUGCCAAAAAAUGGGCGCGUAGGGAGGAGACCGUCGCCUGUAAUGAGAAAACCUAACAAGGCAGAAAUCAACAUGUGUCGUCUGAAUCUCAAACUGGGUUUGUGAAAAUGGAGGAAAAAGGUCAGAGGAGACAGAGAAGAAAUGCAGAACGGCAAGAAGACAAUUUAAUACCCAGAGGUAGGAUUGGUGCAAAAGGUUGGGAGAGUGGGUGCAAAGAGAAGAAUAAUGCCAGGAUACAUAGAUUGCUUUGUCAGAACAAGAUACGCACAUAAGUGCAUAAAGUUUAUCACUUUCCAAACAUUUUCCAUAAUCUAGGGAUUAGUCGACUUUGUUUUAUAAUAAAGAAAGGAAAUUAAUGAUGGUGGGCUCUGUCUGACAGGAGGGAAAACGAGGGGCAUGUGCACUGUCUAAUCUAAUGUCAAGUCAAAGCUGAAGUGAGGGCCCCAAGCUGGCAAGGCUGCUCAAUGCCAUCAGAGCAGAGUGCUUCAAAAUGUGUGGGAAAACUCCUUACACUAGGACACUGUUUACGAGGACUCAAAGGGGGUAUUUUUAUUUUCUUACCGUGGAAAGAAGGGAAUCAUUCUUUAGGCAUUCAGUGGUUAAAAAGAAGGGGCUGCCCCCCAUUUCUUUCUAUAUUCAGCCCAACAAGCAGGUCUGAGGGAUUCUGUCAAGGUGGGUUUAUAGACAUGAAAAAAGUUUGUGUGAAUUAUAACAUUUGAGUGGUAGUUCUUGAUAUGAUGUAGGCUUUUACGUAGGGUGCAAGGUUUCUGCUCUUGGGAUAAUUCUGUAUUCUUUGCUCUCUGCAUUGAGGGUCUUAUCAUGCAUACUUUCUUCAUAUAUCUGACCACUACUUGAGAUUAUACCCUGUUGAGAUGGGUAUUCUGCCACUACUGUAAUAAUCGAUUUGUUUUUGGGUCUGAUACUAGCCUGAUUUGGGAAGUAUACUCAGUUUAGCUUGGAGAUUGUGAUAUGGAUACUAAUUCGGUAAAUCAAGGAGGUAGCCAUGAUCAUUGCUGGGCUUCGUCAAAGAUGCAGCAGGAGUGGCAGGUGUGGGAGGGGAUGGGGAUUUAUGGGCAUGAGAGAUUGCCUGUUGCUGAAUGGGCUGCUGGUUCCGAAGAGGGGGGCUAUAUUGGGAAAGAAUAUUUUAGGGGCUCUAUGGAUCAGGUGUCUUCUGAUAAUGCCAUGGUGGGUAACUUGAGCGAAGUUGUGAUGGAGAAGAACUUUAACAGCAACAAUAAAACACAGUUUUCACUGGAGGAGAAACUUAGUCCAGUGAAAAGUGAAGGAAAUGGCUUUAAAGGUUGGCUUGCAGAUGGGUCUAGCAAUGGAGGCAAUGGUUUUUUGGGUCAUGGUACAAAUAUGUUGGUUGAGGGGACAAAUGGUAGCUAUCAUGGUGGGCGCAAUGUUAGUGUUAGUGUCCACCAUGAUGGUAGAUAUAACAGCAAGGUUGUCAAGGAUGUUCAAGGGGAUUCAUUAACUUGCCUCAAGCUUGGGAAAAGGCAGUAUUAUGAGGACAGUGCCAAUCUGGGCAAGGGCAUUCCUGUUUCUUUUUCUGUCACAAAUUCUGUCUACAAGAAGCCCAGAAGUUUAGCUUCUUCUAAUGCCCAUCCUCCUCGUUGUCAAGUGGAAGGAUGCAAUGCAUGCUUAGCUAAUGCCAAGGAUUAUCACAGAAGACAUAAAGUUUGUGAGAUGCAUUCCAAGACUGCCAAAGUUAUUGUUAUGGGCACUGAGCAGCGUUUCUGUCAACAGUGUAGCAGAUUCCAUGCUAUAGCUGAGUUUGACGAUACAAAGAGGAGUUGUAGAAGAAGGCUGGCGGGACACAAUGAACGCCGCAGGAAGAGCUCAUCAGAUUCACUCCACAAUUCCACCACUCAAGAUGAGAAACGGCUGAUGGGUGUUCAGGGUGAGAGAUAUGAAUUGGGCAGAUAUAACUUGCCAUACAUGUCUUCUUCAUGCGGACGUGCUCUCUCUCUUCUGUCAUCACAACAUCAGUGGCUCAAUUCCAGCUCCUGCUCUACACUCCCUUCUCGAUCAAGUGCAAGUGCAAGUGCACUAGCUUUGAGAGAACUUAUUGCAGAGAAUCGAGCACAGGGUCUGUCUAGGUACUCAGAUGAUUCUCCAUACCAGAGAGCAAAUGGUGUAACUGUCAUGGUACACCCAUUGUCAAUACAAGAAAAUGAGGAGAAGUGCAGAUUGAUGCCAGGCUUAAGGUCCUUGGAAAACCAUGGGAAAGUAAAUGAUGGUGAAGUAGAGAAGAAGAAUGCAGUGGGUGUUACAGGAAACCCUAUUGUUGUACGUCCAACACUUGAUUUGAUGCAGCAGUCUGAUUCCUCAUUUGCAUUGCAGUCAGGGAAGAGCAACAAUAAGUCAUCUUCUUCAGCUUCUUCUUCUUCAGAAGAUUGUGAGAUUUGGAAGUCCUUGGAAGGCACACAUAUCAGCUGAGUCCUGUGGAUAUUUCCGAUGCUUCAGAAUGCUUUUUAAAAUUGGGCUGAGGAAUUAGUUUACACAAGCUCGAUUUGAGGCUUGAAUAGAUGAAUCUCUCAAUUUCAAUUCCAUAGGAGCAGAAAAUCUGAAGAAGAUUUGAACUGUAUCAUUACGUUUUACGAUCAAAGUAAGUAUUCUGGAGUUCUGAUUUGUUUGUAUGUACAGUUCUCUCUUCUGAUGAUAUUUUAAUUGGAACAGUUCUUUAAUGACUCUUUCGGAUUCCCUUUGAAUCCUCCAUGACAUUAGACAUGUUAAGGAAAAGAAAAGAAAUCAGUAGUAAGAUUUCAUGGGUAUUUUUCAA